Messenger RNA from Eurytemora carolleeae, 1226 nucleotides. RefSeq lists its product as uncharacterized. The coding region runs from base 154 to 1080 and encodes 308 amino acids. The record is from RefSeq and is a predicted model, not a curated record. The transcript has 9 exons. Lineage: Eukaryota; Metazoa; Arthropoda; Copepoda; Calanoida; Temoridae.
AACCAAUUUCAUUCAGCGUCAAACCACGGUGGUGUCUGCAACUGUAUAGUUCGGAGUUGUCCGCAGGAAAAUCUCCGAAACUUUUCUAGUUCAGAAAACCACCGCAAGAAGCGCUAAAUCUCGGAUCAUUAUUUGGCUUGUUUUUUUUCCACAAUGAUUUCAUUGAUCUUGGUAGGAAUGCUGCCAGCUCUUUGCCUGGGACAGGCACAUUUUUUCGGUCCUGUUGCUGUUGGUUUCGGAGCUGGGCUUUUAGGGCUUCAACGACACUUUCCUGUGGCGACAUCUAUUGCGAGCCGACGAAGCUCAAGACAGUAUUCACUCUCUACCUUUUACCAGAGCACGCCUUAUGGUUCAUUUGGAUACAGUACUAGGAGUUAUACCUUGACAGAUCACUUCUAUACUCCUAAUAACCUGGCUUACUACCAACCUAAUAUCUACCAUUAUCAUUCCACUCCCUGGGGAGCUCGUCUUCACCCUUAUAGGAAAAAGAGGGCUGCAGAGAAUGCAAUUGCGCGAAGGAAGAGGCGUGAAGCAACUCCAAUUGAUAUUGACAGCGUUGAAGUCUCCAAAAUAGGAGACGUGGCUUCAAACGUGACUGCAGGAUUUAACGACAAGAUCUGGUACAGUGAUAUGAGCUUCAAGGACCGAGAUGACUGUUCUAAACGCCUGCUGUGUGAACUGAACGCCAAGUAUGCAGAAGGUCAACCUAUGGAAGAAGACGAGAUUACAAUUGCACUUUCUUUCGGUAACGGAGACGAGGUGGAUAUAGGGGAGGAAACAAUGGACUUUGAUAUUGCAGCAGUGGUGGGGAAACAGAUGGGUGUGGAUAUCUGUGUACGACGGUAUAGAAGAUGUGAAACUUCGGUUCCAAGAAUACUCGAGAUGAUCAGAAUGGAGUUACGAGAGCUGGAGACAGUUGAAGCAGAAGUAAAGAGUGGCAACGCAUCUCUGGAAGAUCUUGAAAAUGCGUUGGAGGAUGAGAAGGAGGAGGUCAACAAUAUCGGGGAGAAGGAUUUCUUCCCUCCCAUCUCCACCCCUUCAUACUACCCUAAAGUUGAAGUGUGGGGUGGAAAAUUCUAAGGAUAAUCUCUUUAAAUUUUAAAUUGUGAAAAAUGUGCAAUGAAUUCUAUAGGUUGGAGGAUGAAACAGAAGAACUGGAACAGCUCAAAGAAACGGAUCUUUUCGCAACAACCACAACAACAACAACAACAGUCAAACCUAAAUAC